UUUCUCUUUUCUCUCCCUACUGCAGUGAACCUUGAGCCCUGAAUCUUCAAGGGAGCCUGGGAAAAGGAUCUUCCCUUCCUGCUGUCCCCCAGUGCUUGCUAGUUGAGCCCCACGCCAAGUACCCCUCCUCUGACCUAAUAGGAGCAGAACAACUCCGGGGGGUGGCAGAAAGGACAGGGGGUGGGGAAUCUUGGAUAGAUUAGAUUCUUGCCUCUCUUUCCCCUCCACCUUUUCAGAGCUUCAGCAGGGCAGGAAAAUAGAAAUCAUUAGCUCCCUGAAAUUGUGGUGUUUGAGAGGGGAUUGUGCACUGUGCACAUGCCAACUCCGCCAUAAUUCACAGCCUCUCUAAACCCCUCUGUUAGCACACCCGCUCCCCUCUUCCCCCCAUCCCUUAAGACACCUGAACUGAGCUGCCAAGAUUUGGCACAUAGCAGCAUCCCACUGCAACAUCUGGACAGGACUGAGUCCCAGAGAUACCUGUUUGCUUGGGUGUAGCUCUCCCAGGCUCCAGAAGGAGACAGAACUGAGAGCAGGUAUGGUUGGAGCAUGAGGCAGAAGAUCCAUCUUGGAGGGAGUAAAGUGGGAGAGAGGCUGUAACAGAGAGAGGAAAUAAAAGAAAGUGUGUGAGGGAGAGAGGGGGGAAGCUCUAACAAAUGAUAGAAAGAGAGAAAAGGAGGGGCAGAAAGAAAAUAAAGGGAAAGAACAAGGAAGAAAUAAAUGACGUGAUUAAAAGAGUGAAAGAGCAAAAGAGGGGAGGAGAGACAGUUGAAAGGGUUGCACAAAGAGGGAUAGAGAAAAGGAGGGAGCUCUUCCCAUGUACCCUAUGGCAAUGAUGACUCUCUGCGGCCCCUUGCUUCCUAUCCGGAGCAAAUGAGGCAGGAGUUGUCUGCCCUGGUGCGGAGUCUUUGUGCUUGAUUUUCUUACUCUGCCUUCGGCUCCCAAGGUGGGAGGCAUGAUGCAUCGUGGAGGGGGCAGCAGUGUGGGAGACCUGUCAGAGUCCACCCUGCACAACAACUCAUUGUGGUGGCUGGCAUGUGGACUGCUGGCUCUGCUAGCCAACUCCUGGAUUAUUCUGAGCAUCACAGCCAAGCAGCAGAAGCACAAACCUCUGGAGCUGCUGCUGUGCUUUCUAGCUGGGACCCACAUCCUCAUGGCGGCUGUCCCCCUCACUACCUAUGCUGUGGUGCAGCUGCGGCGCGAGUCCUCUGACUACGACUGGAAUGAGAGCAUCUGCAAGGUCUUUGUCUCCACAUACUAUACUCUUGCCCUGGCUACCUGCUUCACAGUAGCCUCCUUGUCCUAUCACCGAAUGUGGAUGGUGAGGUGGCCAGUAAACUACCGGCUCAGUAAUGCCAAGAAGCAGGCUCUGCAUGCAGUGAUGGGCAUCUGGAUGGUAUCCUUCAUCCUCUCCACCCUCCCCUCCAUUGGCUGGCACAACAAUGGCGAGCGCUAUUAUGCCCGUGGCUGCCAGUUCAUUGUCAGCAAGAUAGGACUGGGAUUUGGUGUCUGCUUCAGCCUCCUGCUCCUGGGAGGAAUCGUCAUGGGCUUGGUGUGUGUGGGCAUCACCUUUUACCAGACCCUAUGGGCACACCAAAGGCACCAGAGAUGUCGUCACCUGCAGACAGAGGAAGCCUCUUCCUGCCCUCCCUCAGCACACAACACCUUCAAUGUGCCAGCCAUCGUUGUAGAGGAUGUCCGGGGCAAGAGGAGGUCAUCACUGGAUGGCUCGGAGUCAGCCAAGACCUCCAUGCAGAUGACCAACCUUAUCAGCGCUAUUGUCUUCCUGUAUGACACACUCACCGGGGUGCCCAUCUUGGUGGUGAGUUUUUUCAGCCUGCGUUAUGAUACCGCUCCUACCUGGAUGGUGUUGGCAGUGCUGUGGUGCUCCAUGGUGCAGACCCUACUGCUUCCCUCUUUCAUCUGGUCCUGUGAGCGCUACCGAGCUGAUGUCCGCACCGUGUGGGAACAGUGCGUGGCCAUCAUGACAGAAGAAGAUGGGGAUGAUGAAGGGGCCUGCGAGGAUUAUGGUGAUGGGCGGAUCUGUAAGGUGCGAUUCGAUGCCAACGGUGCUGCUGCUGUAAAACGAGAUCCAAGGGAAGUCAAGCUGCUACCCAUGAGUCACAUGCUGCUGCCGCAUGACCAGGUGCACUACCUACAGGUCCCCAUCUCCCGGAGAAUGUCCCAUGACGAAACUAGCUUCUUCUCCUCCCACCGCUCCACUCCAUCCUUCCUUCACAAGUGGUCCUCAUCUGAUGACAUCCGAAUUGCCACUCCCCGCAAGCUUGGGGGCCCUGGCUUCCUUCCUCCUGAACUGCGUGACUACCACCAUCGCCGGCGGCCCCCUGAAAAUGAGCUGACCACUCUCAGGCAGUUCCUAGAGGGGGGGCUGGUCCCCAGAGGAUCUGGCUCCAGCGCCUGCUUCUUCAGGGAUGAGAUCACCACGUUCAUCGAUGAGACGCCUCUGCCCUCCCCAGCCUGCAGCCCACGCCACUCCCGCCUCCCACUCGCAUUGCGCCGAGACCGUCGCCUCUCCCUAGGGGGUGCUGAAGAGGGGGAAGAGGGCCCUGAGCGGGCACGGCGCUGCUCACUGUCUGGCAGUGAAGACUGGCAUCUGCAGGACAGACAGCAGGUAUCACAUGAAAGGACCCUUGAAGCCUAUGAGGCACAUACCUUCAGGGAGCUCAAUCUGUGAGAGACUGCAUCAGAGACGUUCACUGCCAUUGGGAUUCUUAAAUACAACUUUCACUGCCCCCGAUCCUGAGACCCAAUGGAUAAUUUAUCUUCUCGUAUUUCUCAACAGCUGGCGGAAACAAGGCCCCCUCUCCAUAUGCUGAGGUGGUUGGGGGACAGCGAGUGCAAAAGGUCUGCACAAAGGAGCCGGGGACAGGAGCAGCCUGUGCCUACUCACAGGUUAUAAACAUGACUUUGGGUGGCCCUCAGUUAGUUCCACCCCUUGUUAGGUCCACACUCUCAUUAGCUCCGCCCAUCACUGAAAAUGCCCCUGAGAGCAGAGGUGGGGACAGAAUAGUAUUAAAAUUCUAUAUUUGGAGUGUCAA
This is a messenger RNA of Pelodiscus sinensis (Chinese soft-shelled turtle), 3056 nucleotides long. The record is from RefSeq and is a predicted model, not a curated record. Lineage: Eukaryota; Metazoa; Chordata; Testudines; Trionychidae.